UUUGUCGAAAAACAAAAGAUCUAUUAUUAGAUGUGCUUCUAGUGCUCUUGUUCUUAGAUCUAUUUCCUUUCUAUAAAUUUGCAGUUGAUUUGCCCUUAUAGGCAUUGUAUUAUCUCACAACAAAUACAUUUUUUUUUCAGUGCUAGCGCUCUUCACUAUAACUUAUCAAAGUUAAUUAAGAAAACAUGGCUUCAACCCAACAAGUCCCAUCAUCGGUGCUAAGCAACAAGGAAAUAGCUGCAAUAGAGGAGCUGAUGGCAAAAGCAAAGGGUAAAAUAGCUUCGGAAGGAAAGGUUGAGGCUGAGGAGCAAUCGCUUACUCAAGGUUUUCUUGUAAACCGUACUAAGAACAAUGUAACCUUGCAAAAGGUUGGUGAGUAUAACUGGUCUGGAAAGCCGGUGACGUCCUACCCCGAGUUCAUUCCAGUUCAGGAUGAAGAAGUCCGGUUCGAGCACCAAGGACCGCUUCCAGAAGGAUCUGUAGGGGGAAUUGUUUAUGCUGAUGGUACUGAGUCCACUUCAAGGAAAUGGCUUGUGGCUUUUGACACUCCAAAAAAGAAGGCUUACGUAGAAGCUGGGCCAGCGGGACCAGUUGACUGGAACGUUAUCAAAGUCAAACUUGACGCAUCUGGAUAUAGAAGCGAAUACGAGGACCCAGUUUUGGGAGGGAAGAUAUAUGCUCUAAACUAUGGUUUUGCCCUAGUUGCAUAUUUCUCGAAUUAGCUUAUUAUGUUAUGGUUAUUAAUCAAAUGGCUUGCUAAAUGAGGUUCCUGCUGCUUGUGUUAUGCAAGUGCAUACGCAUUUCACAAUAAUAAGCCACUAGUUGUUUAUAUUAAUAAAAUAAAGAUCUCUCUUGUAAUGCAAGCAUGUUUGUGCUAUAUAUGACUAAAUCUUUAUAUUUUGUGA
Chenopodium quinoa (quinoa) is the source of this 905-nucleotide messenger RNA. RefSeq lists its product as uncharacterized. Lineage: Eukaryota; Viridiplantae; Streptophyta; Magnoliopsida; Caryophyllales; Amaranthaceae. The coding region runs from base 186 to 722 and encodes 178 amino acids. The transcript is spliced from 4 exons. The record is from RefSeq and is a predicted model, not a curated record.